Messenger RNA from Dioscorea cayenensis subsp. rotundata (Guinea yam), 1293 nucleotides. Its product is annotated as receptor-like protein 51. Lineage: Eukaryota; Viridiplantae; Streptophyta; Magnoliopsida; Dioscoreales; Dioscoreaceae. The transcript has 2 exons. Bases 44 to 994 code for a protein of 316 amino acids. The record is from RefSeq and is a predicted model, not a curated record.
CACACACACUCUUCUGUUACUCUGCUCCUCUCUCCAACUAAAAAUGAAGCUCAAAAUCCAACAACACAUCACUCUCAUGGUCAUGGUCAUGGUCAUCAUCUUCCUCCCAAUCUCCAACUCCAUCUCCCCAUCUCUCUCUCCCAUCCAAUCUCCAUCUCCCUCCUCCCCUCUCGACCCUAAACAACUCAAAGCUCUCCACUUUCUCGGCCUCUCCUCUCACAAUCCCUGCUCCAAUCCCUCCUCUCACCACAACGCCACCUCCUGCGACUCCUCCCAUCCUUUUCGCCACAUCAUCUCUCUCACCCUCUCCAACUGCACCUCCUCCUCCUCCUUCCCUUCUCUUUCCCUUUCUCUCCGCUCCUUCUCCUCCCUCUCCUCUCUCUCCUUCAUCAACUGCUCCAUCCCUUCUCCUCGCCAUCUCCCUUCCUCUCUCCACUCCUUCACCUCCAACUCCUCUCUCCGCCACCUCUCCUCCCUCCUCCUCUCCCGUCUCCACAACCUCACCUCCCUCUCCAUCCUCUCCGUCCCCAUCACCGGCUCUGGUCUCCCUCUAAUCCUCUCCCAAAUGCCCCACCUCGUCUCCCUCACCAUUUCCCAAUCCAACCUCUCCGGCCCACUCCCCUCCUCCCUCUUCUCCCUCCCUCUCACCCAUCUCGACCUCAGCUCCAACAACCUCAAUGGCACUCUCCCCAUCUUCCCGCCCUCCUCCACCCAUCUCCAAUACCUCAACCUCGAGAACAACAACUUCCACGGCGUCAUCCCUUACAACUCCUCAUUCAUCACCCAUCUUCAGCUCUUCAAAAUCUCCGGCAAUCCCAACCUUUGCUACAACCACUCCAUCCUCUCCUCCAAGCUCAGUCUCGGUGUCGCCAAGUGUGACCAGUAUGGCUUACCAAUCUCUCCACCACCAGCGGCUGACUCACCCCGCAAGUCAAACUCCGACGACUCUCUUGACGAUGAGGAUGAUGGAAGCUUGAAAAGCACUAAUGUGUAGCUUGAUUGACUGAUGUUGUGGGAGUGUUGGGUGGCUAAUUUUGGUGGGGCUAGUUGGCAAUGAAGGUUCACGAGACUGAGCAUGCUUGGGUAGCAAGUGAAAUAAUUCAGGUUUGUGGAUCACGUUUGAUGGGUUAUAAUUAUUCAAGUGUGUCCUUUGUUUUAACAGCUGGGAUUGGUCAGAUUCCCCACAGGGCCACAGCCAUGAAUAUGUUAUGUAGCAGCUAGAGUAACCUUUUUUGGAUCAUGUCUUUAUGGACCAGAUUUUUUAAAUUAAUGUUACUCCACAACCAUUGGUUU